CCGGGGCCGGCCCGCCCCACAGCCGCAGCCGCAGCGCGCCGGGCCGGCGGCACCGAGCCCGGCGAGCCGCACUGAGGGGCGCGGGGCAUGCGCUGCCCACGCCGGCCGCAGCGGGAGGCGCCGGCGGCGGCGGGGCCAGAAAUGAAAUGCUGUGAAUAGCAAAUCCAGAAUUUCUAAGGCUGAUGCCCUUGCAUGCCUAUGAGAAGAAUAUGUCACAGAGGAGACGUUAAGCCACAGCUGCUAGGAGUUGAGCCUGCUCUCUAAGCAGGGUUUGCUACAGCAGAGGCAGGCAAUGAAGGAAGAUAUGUGUCUUCAAGGAACAAUUCAGAACCUUUCGAGCUCCUGCUGUCAGACCUACCCUAACAGCGUAUGACUUGUUUGUAAUUGCUGUUUCAAGUUCAGCAGGAGGCUUCCAGAGGUGAGGAUGUGUCCUGAAAUAAAGUGGGAUAUUGCAAUUCCUCCACAGUGAGAUUAAGACACUUAAGAUUAUCCAGGACCUUUAGUAAGAUGAUAAAUGGCUCAUUUAAAUUGGGAGCUACUAAAAUACUCUCUGGCUGGCAAAUGCAGUGCCUAGCAGCAGUCAUCAAGGACGAACCAAACAUGAGUGGAGGAGGGGAGCAGGUCGACAUUCUUCCGGCCAAUUAUGUGGUCAAAGAUCGCUGGAAAGUGUUGAAGAAGAUUGGUGGCGGUGGCUUUGGGGAGAUCUAUGAGGCAAUGGAUCUGCUGACCCGUGAGAAUGUGGCCUUGAAGGUGGAAUCAGCCCAGCAGCCCAAGCAAGUUCUCAAGAUGGAAGUGGCUGUCCUGAAAAAACUGCAAGGGAAGGAUCAUGUUUGCAGAUUUAUUGGCUGUGGAAGGAAUGAAAAAUUUAAUUAUGUGGUCAUGCAGCUUCAGGGGCGAAAUCUUGCAGAUCUCAGAAGGAGUCAACCUCGAGGGACUUUCACCCUGAGCACAACGCUGCGAUUAGGCAAACAGAUUCUGGAAUCAAUAGAAGCCAUUCACUCUGUGGGAUUCCUGCAUCGUGACAUCAAGCCUUCUAAUUUUGCCAUGGGCCGCUUACCUUCAACGUACAGGAAGUGCUACAUGUUAGACUUUGGUCUGGCCCGUCAGUAUACCAACACUACUGGUGAAGUCCGGCCACCUCGCAAUGUUGCUGGUUUUCGAGGAACGGUUCGCUACGCUUCGGUGAAUGCACACAAAAACCGAGAGAUGGGUAGACAUGAUGAUCUCUGGUCCCUCUUUUACAUGUUGGUGGAGUUUGCAGUUGGUCAGCUUCCAUGGCGAAAGAUCAAAGAUAAGGAGCAGGUUGGCAUGAUAAAAGAAAAGUAUGAACACCGAAUGCUGCUAAAACACAUGCCUUCAGAGUUCCACCUUUUUCUGGAUCAUAUUGCAAGCCUAGACUACUUCACCAAGCCAGACUAUCAGCUAAUCAUGUCCGUUUUCGAGAACAGCAUGAAAGAAAGAGGCAUCACUGAAAAUGAAGCCUUUGACUGGGAGAAGGCUGGUACAGAUAUCUUGUUGUCCACUAGCACCUCUACUCCACCGCAGCAAAACACCAGGCAAACAGCAGCCAUGUUUGGGGUGGUUAAUGUCACUCCGGUACCUGGGGACUUGCUUCGUGAGAACACUGAGGAUGUCCUACAGGGUGAACAUCUGAGUGAUCAAGAGAAUGCUCCUCCCAUCCUGUCAGGCAGGCCAGUGGAGGGUCUUGGUCAGGCUCCAAACACCGCUUUCAACGAGGCUGAAGUUUGGGAAGAGACAGAUGUGAAUCGCAACAAACUCAGGAUCAGCAUCAGCAAAACUCAGUGCAUGGUGGAAGAGGAGCAGAGAAAUGGUGUCUGCCCCAGUUCCCCUGUCCGAGUGCCUCCGGAGUCCCCUACUGCACAAGUGCGCUCCCUAAGAUACCGCCGUGUGAACAGCCCUGAGUCAGAACGCCUCUCCACUGCUGAUGGCAAAGCAGAUCUGCACGAAAGAAGAUCUCGAAUGGAUUUACCUGGCUCUCCAUCACGGCUUGUAUGCUCCUCCCAGCCAGCCCAGAUGCUGUCCAUUGAUACUGGCCAGGCCGACCGGCAGGCAAGUGGUAGGAUGGAUGUGUCUGCUUCAGUGGAACACGAAGCCCUCAGCAAUGCUUUCCGCUCAGUGCCACUCGCAGAGGAGGAGGACUUUGAUAGCAAGGAGUGGGUUAUCAUUGAUAAGGAGACAGAGCUGAAGGACUUUCACCCAGGUGCUGAACCAAGCACCUCUGGAACCACGGAUGAGGAGCCUGAGGAACUAAGACCUAUUGAGGAGGGUGAGGAGAGAAGGCGCUUGGGGGCAGAUGCUGCAGUCAGGCCGAAGACGCAUGAUGGGCGAAGUCGGGGUAUGCAGCCUGUGACUGAGGAGGACAGUUCCCACAGACAUGAAGGACCUUCUCAAACAGUAUCUGACAGUAAACAUGAACAGCAGACAGGAAGUCCAGCCCACUCCCCCCUACAUUCAACACCAGCUAUCCGACAAAGGAGACGAGAAUCUGAACCUACUGGUCCUCAGAGACAGGCAUAUAUGCUGAAGUCAUUUGAAAUGAAUGGUCUGCCCAAGGCGGUGCCUUUAAGUUUGCCUUAUCAAGACUUCAGAAAAGAUGUGUCGGACUACUGGGAAAAGCCUAAGGUAUCCCAGCGGAUAAAGAAAGUUGAUUUCUCAAAUGUUGUCUUGACUGCUCCUUGCAAACCUCUGGAGCCUUAUCUGGAAGUAAAUGGAAAAGAGGAGGAGGGAGAAGAUGAGGAAGAAGAUGAGGAGGAUGAAGAUGAGGAGGAGGAGGCAGAGGAGGAAGGGGAUGAGAUUGACAUGCACAGUGGUUCCAGCAGCGACCUGAGUCAAAAAAGCACAGAGCGCAGUCAGGAGUGCGCACCAUCCACGCUCCUGGCUGAUGACCAGAAGGGAUCCAAGGGUCGAGCGUCCACUGCUGACGGGGACCUGGAGCUGGAGGAAGGCUCAAAAACACUAGUGUUGUUUUCACCAGGUGAUCUGAAAAAGUCUCCGGUGACCACAGACUUGGCUCCAGAAGUUGAUCUGGGCACUCUUGCUGCACUGACACCUCAGAGUGAGCGGCCACAGCCUAUGGGUAGCCAACUGGAUGUAUCCGAGCCAGGGACUCUGUCCUCAGUCCUUAAAUCUGAACCAAAGCCUCCCAUGGCAGUGGCUACAGCUUCCUCCCCCUUUACCAAAGUUGAGCGCACCUUUGUUCAUAUUGCCGAAAAGACCCACUUAAAUGUCAUGUCUUCCAGCGGCCAGCUGAUGAGGCAUGAAGAAUACUGCCCUCCGGGCCAGUUUGAGGAGGUCAUUAUUGAAGAAGAGCUGGAGGACAACCUGGUGCUGGUGGAGAAUGGAAGCAUACAUUCGGGGCUAGAAGGGGCAGAGACGGAGAGCUGCGCGCUUUCAGCUAAUCACAUUGAAACCACCUCAGAGACAGUGGGGGAGCCACUGGCCCUUCCCAAUGGUGUAGCAAAGCCUCCCGAGGACAAGCCGGAGGUCUCCAACAAAGUGGCGCUCUCGCUGGAUUUGGAAGAGCCUGGUGAGAUGGUUACAAGGGAACCUGACCUUGAGAAGUCAGCAUCGGCAGCAGAGCACCUUAAGCGAGCAGAGACCCUCCUUGACACACCACAGCAGGGCCCCAGGAGACCUCUGGGCUCCAGGUAUAGAAGUCGGAUACCCAUUUUAUUCUCUGAGGAGGACACUGGCUCAGACCUUUCAACUUCACUCUCGGCCAAAGAGAGGCUUUAUAAGAGAGCAAAGCAACCUGACUUGGCUCGCCUAGUGAUGGAGAAGAGGCAAAACCGCCUCCUUCGGCUAGCUUCAGGGGCCUCCUCCUCAGCGUCCUCCAGCGACGAGAGGCGGCGGGCCUCAGAAACCCUGUCGGCCACCGGUUCUGAGGAGGACACCCACGACUCUGAUGACUCCAUCCCAAGGAAGGCAGGGAAGGAGAGGGCUGCCCUCCUGGGGAAAGAAGAGAGACCCAUAAGCACAAAGAGCAGAAUUCCUCGGCCCAUCACGCCAGUGAAAACGCCACUAGAGGCAGCAAAGUCUGAUAGCUCCAUGGCCAUUGCGAUGGCAGUGCUAGGUAGCUCCCCGCAGGAUGCAGCUGUUGCCUACAGGCUUCAGGCACACAGACCAGCUGGAAGUGUCCCAAGCGAGUGCCGAACAACGCAGAUACAAAGUCGGCUUCCUCCUUUGCCAAGCUCCACUUCUCUUCCUCCACGGAGCAGCUCACGGAGGUCCAGCGGUACAUCCCCUCGGAGCCCUGUCCUUCCUUCAAGAAACCCCAGUGCUUCCCCCAGAAGCCAGCUGCCACCUCGGAGGGAAAGUCCUUCUCCCUGCCGACAGCAUAAGCCAGGGACUGCUCUUCAGCGAGUUCCUCCUUCUCCCCGACCUCAGGCCCUGGGGCCGACAGGAGAUUCCCUGCCCUCUCCUGGUGUGGCCAAAAAACAACAAAGAGGAAAAUCCCAGACUCAGAGUCCAGCAACCAAAGGAAAGCAGGUGUCCCUGGAAAGUAAGGCAGCUGCCAGAUAAUGAUCUUCUUCUGCCAGCCCAACAGACUGGGUAACUUCUGCAUAUAGUAUACACUUGAGAUGCUGCAGCACAGCCUUCCAUGCUGGACCCACAAGUGUAUAGCAGUAGCUGUACUUCAAUGCUUCACUCACUCUCACCCCACACCAUCGUGAUCAGCUCCCACGGGCCUGAGAGCCUCUGAUCCACAGAGAGCUUCUUCAAGGGAGACAUCCAGCCCGCAGCUCACGCUUGCUAACGCACAGCACCAAGCAGCGACCCAGGCAGCCUGCCUAGUGCCUGAGCCUCCUCCCUCCCCAGGCAUUCCCCUCUCUCUGUUAGCAAUACCAGUCGCCAACACCGGCCCUGGCUUUGGAAAGAGGAGCAGAGGUGACAAGAGCAAGGGCUGCUGGAGAGGAAGGCUCCUGUCCUGCAGGCAGCUCACUCCUCUCUCCUUGCUGGGAAAAUGCCAGCCUUGGCUGCCACCAUCUACCUGAGUGUUGGCUCACCUCCUGCCACCUGUGUUAGCGAGGGAUUGUCACCAGCUUAGCUGAGAGGGAUGGAUGCGUCCUUGUGUGCUGAGAUAAGAGCAGGGGCAGGGUGGAGGGGGCUCUUCUCUCCUUUCCAGAGAUGCCUCAGCAGGUGGGGGAGACAGGCAGGUCUUGCUGGAUGCUCCCACCUGCUCCAGAAUGUCCCACAGAGGAGGCCGUCUGGCAUUGCGGCUCAGCAACACUGCUGCUGUUUCAGCAGAUGCCUGUGUGGUGGGUAUUUAGAUGGAAGUAGGGAUGUAUUGGCAGCCUGCUGGGAAACCAAGAGUGCUUGCUAAUUGAUGUGGAAGGGAGCACACUGCAGCCGCUUCUGUCUCAAAUACUAGCCUGUGAUCUGUGGAGACCACAUCUCCCAACAUGGGUGGUUCUUCUUGACCUGAGUGUGGUUGGUGCCACAGACCCGUAGUCCACCAAACACAGCUCCAUCCUGAAGAUGUGAAUAGUCACUGGAUGCCUUUAGCUUGGGUGCCCCUUGCACCUAAAUUCCUUGUGCUUUAUUGUCAUGCUCUUGGUGUUUGUGAAUUUUGGCACUGUGGUUGAAAGUUCCCCUACGUGGCAAGGUGGGAAAUUAUUAUCCUGUAGUAUACUCAAAAGCUGCUGCUUUGCGAGGAGAGGUUUGCUGGCACACCAUGGGUACCUUGUGCAUUUCUAUCCGAGAGUACAGUGGGUUGAGUUGCGGAGGUCAUAUUUAUGUCAUUCUCUUUCUCAGUGCUUAGCUCUUCCCCACGUUGCGUGAGAACUAGCAAUGUGAACAUAAAAGCAAGGGCUGUGCUCUUCAAGUAAUAUUAUAAUAAAGCUUAGCGCCCAGCUAGAACUAAAUCAACCAACUUUUUAGCCCCCAGACUAAUUAGGAAGGUUUGAAAAUGAAAGCCAGGAGCACUGAUAGCUGUGUGAGCUUGAUGAGAUCUUGUAGUCACAAAAUUUUCCCUGCACCUCACAGGGGGAAACACUCCAGACCCAAAUACUUUGGGCUUUGCACCAUUGUCAUGCCUAAAAGAGGUUUUGCAUGAGGCAGAACAAAAAUACGGCUGCUCUGUACACCCAUUCCUGCAGCUGCAACUAGCUGCAAAUACUUACUAUUUGCAGACAACAAAGCUUGAUAGAGGAAUCUGUACAGUAAUAACCUUGAUUCCUUUGAACAUAGAUACAAACAGUCACACUGAUGGCUAUCAAGUCCGAGGAAUCCUGAAGUUGUUCACAUCUACAGGAACAUUCUGGAAAGGAGCAUGAGAGCUGUGACGGGGUGGCUGGGAGAACAGCGUACUCCUUGGACACCCAAACAGGGAAGUGUCUAGAAAUAGGUGACAGGAAUUGCCUCUUUACAUGACAGUCUCAGUGUUGCCAAUGCUAGGAAUUUAUUUCAUCUAGCUCAAAGUGUUUUUCAUUGAUCUUCACCCUGGUAGAGUAAGAAGCACAGUUUCUCGUCUAAAAACAUGCCCUCAUCUUUGCAGAGAAGCAUGGGAACUCCAAGGUCAGGUUGUGGUUUGAUGGACUGAGCUGAUGUUGCCACCAAAAGCAGGGGUCCGUCCAAGUUCCAGCUGCUUCAUUGCACUGUCCCACUCCCUUAUACUGGGGCAGCCAUUUGGUGAGGUUGCUGGAAGUGCUGAUCCAGCAUGACACCAAGCACUCUGGUUUGCUGGUUUGGUUUUCACCCAGUUCAGUUCAUCAGUCCAGUUCAGCAUUUGGUCACACAACAGAAGCAGGGGAAGGAGAGGACAGAGGGUGUGACCACUUCUUCUGGUGGCACUGUAACUUCAUGCAAGUUUGAAGUGUGGGUCAAACUACAAUCUACAUAUGCCCUGCAUGUUGCCCAGAGAAGCUGGGGAUGCCCCAUCCCUGGAAGUGUUCAAGGCCAGGUUGGAUGGGGCUUUGGGCAACGUGGUCUAGUGGAGGGUGUCCCUGCCCAUGGCAGGGGGGUUGGAACUAGAUGGUCUUUGAGGUCCCUUCCAACCCAAACCAUUCUAUGGUUCUAUGUUUAGAAACUAGAAAACAGAACAAACCCAAACACGGAUUCUUUCCAGAAAUAUAAACAGUAAUGGCACUCCUAUUAAUUUGCUGGGGGCUGUUGAUUUUAGAGUGCUCAGAUGGUAAAAGUUUGUCAUGAAGAUUUUACCAGAUGCUUCAUCCAGGUCUUAGUGCACAUGCCAAAAAUUACAUUGAAAGAGCUUGGAAAGAGGGCUACGGGACUAUUACCAGGGUUAGCAAACCUGCCUUAUCGUGGGAGGCCAAUAAAGCACAAUCAAUGUAUUUGUUCAAGAGAAAGUUUAAAGGAGAGUUUUCCGUGGCCCAGCUAUACCCAUGUCAGGAAGGAAGCUCCAGGGCAGAGAUCUUCCAUUUGGCACAUGAAGGCAGGGAAGACAGAGUAGUUGAUGAAGAAAUCAGGCAAGCUUGUAGUUGUGAAGCGACUGUCCAGUGAAAUCUUUCACAGGAAUGUGGGGACUUUCUCUUUUUAAAAGGUUUUAUGAGAAAGCUAGCUGUCUUCUAAGAGGUCUUCCUAGCAUAACCUAACUGCAAGUAGCAGGCAGGAAGCUGGUGACACCAAGGUGUCAUCUCUUUUUGUGGUCCAGUAGAUUCCUGGUCCUGCCGGACACGAGCCAAAGCUGUCAUGUAUUGGAGAGUCACUAAAUAGGUUCUGCAGGUUUCAGAAAGCCAGUGAAAGAUUUCCAGCACAGAAGAUAACAGCCCUUCCCAGUCUUGUUUGACAGGGCUGGGCUGAGGGUGAGCUGGGAACGCAGAGAUCUGGGGCUGGCUCGAGUUGUCUCUCCUUGUGGUUGUGCUACCAGCCUCCCUGCCCCAGCACAGCCCUGCUUCCCAGCUGUCCCUGGCACCAAGGGGAACAGAGAGUGCAUCAGCGGCACAGUGCUCCCCGGUCAUUUUGGAUAGGAGAAGGCUGCGCCAUCAGGUGUGAUGGCAGUGAAAGUUGGCUGACUGCAGCAAUGCUUUCUCCCCAGAGAACCUGUGCAGGAGCUGCUGGGCGCUGUCACUGAAAGGUUUCUAAGGGUUGUUCCUGCGAGGCCUGACUGUCCCCGUGUAUCCCACGGGUUUGGGUCUCCAGACCUGCUCCCUUUCCCAGUGGCAAGUGAUGCUGUGGUCCUGGAUGGGUGUCACAUUGCCUCUUUCAUUCCUUCACUGAAGUUACUUUUACAGGAGCUUCAGUGCUGUGCUCUUCCAGUCAAGUGGCUAUCAAGAAUUUGCUAACAAGAGGUGGUCCACAGAGCCGCAUUUUGCUGGCAGAGCUGGUCAGAGGGUGCUGCCUGGCCCAGGCACACUGGUAAGCCCCCUGUUAGCAGCCCUGUUAGCGUGCUGCAGGAGGUGAUGGCUUGAUCCCUCUUUCAGGUGUCAGCAGAGGGACUUGGGAAAGCCCCUGCCGUGUGGGUGCUGCUCUGGAUCUCCUCUCUGGCUCUGAUUUUCAAGGUUCUGCCCUUCAAUGGUGAGUGUGACUACAGUGUACCUCCGACACUGGGAUGCUCAGCACAUCCUGCUUGCAGACGUUCCCAUGUUUCUCAUGCGUCUCUCUGGAGGGAGUUUCUGGCAGGCAGGUGGACCAGCAGUGAUGCUCUCUGCUAGCGUUACUGUGAAAACAGCCCUGCAAAAGGGUCAACGACUCCUCAGGGUCCUCUCAUCCUCCCUUCUCCCUCCACGCCACAGGGAGGCUGGAAGGGCACCUGCCAUAGUUGGAGCAAACACGGAAGAUCAUGUCUGGGGGCAGGAGGGGACGAGGCCUGUAAUGUUAGGGAGAAGUUAGGUGGUUGAGGGAUGCCAGACGAUCCAGUCUGGCAUUACAGGACAUGGUGGGCUGUCACAUCCCAGAAAGGCAAGAGAGGCAAGACCCUGCUGUUCCCUGCCGUGAAACAUGGUGUGCAAGCUCUGCAAGCCUCGAGGACACACAGGGCUGCUCAAACACUGCUGUUGGCGUGAGGGCGCAUCCUUGCUUCACUGCAAAGAAGAGAAGAUCAAAUUGAAGAUUGAGCUGACCAGAGCAGAGGAAAUGGCUAGGAAGAAAAAGAAAGAAAACUCUUUGGGGUCAGGGGAGGAGAAUCAGGGUUUUCAGCACUUUUCCAUAUUUGCGGGAAUUUCUGGGAACAGCCCAGCACUACGUGGUUCCCCAUUGGUGUGUUUGCUGCAGGGUUGUGCCCAUGUGCAUUUUGAGGGGACUCCUGGGACAGUCUGCUGCCGUGCCUGCAUCUGUGCAUGCAUGUGCAUGGGUGGUAGGAACGGACAGGACUUGUUCAGGGGAGCAUUGGGGGUUCCUGUGCGUGUCGGGAGCAUAAAUGUCUUUGGGACUGCCUGGUAUCAUGAGAUAAAGCAAACCCUCUGCUGAGAGCCUUCGCUUUGCUGGGGUCUGCAAAGGUCCCGUCUGCUUUCUUACCUGCCAGCUGAGAAGAUGGCACACUGGCUGGUAAAAAUGAGUCAAUGGCUCCUAUCUGGCCAGGAGACGUUUGCAAAGAAACAGGGAUGGCGGGGUGUGGUGUGUGGUGUGUGUGUUCCAAGUGGUGAAUCUGAAAGACAGUUCUCAGCACUAAGCCACUGUGAGGAUGGGUUACAUGAGCAGAGGGAGCAAAAGGACCGACAGCACCAGUCAGACUAAUGCUGGGGGGGGCUUGAACGCACGGAUAGAACUGCUCGACCGAUUCAUCUGGUUGGCAGCACAAAUGCUUCUGCUUGUAUUGGUGCAAAAGGUGUUUUGGUAGCAGACCUCUCUGAGUCAGUUGUGCUUGGAAUCUAUAAGAGGCAGGACACUUUGCUUGCCCUUUCUAAGUAAAGAAUAUUAUAAUAUAUAUAUUAUUAUAACAAUAUAAUAUAAGUAGUGCCCAUUAUAUAUAGUGGCUAAAGGUUGAAAAGGAUCCUGCUACCUUCAAAGAAGUGCCCUGACGCUAUGUGACUUUUGAUGGGUGCAGGACUGACUGCUGUGCGUGGUGGAUGUGGGCAGAGGAAUUCUGCCGAAGCACAUGUGAGCUGUGAGGCUCCACUCGCCCGAGCAUGACCCAAGGGCAAAACACCCCAGCUUGGAUGGUUGGCAGCCAUCAUGCUUGCCAUCAGAGUUGUAAUAACUGGUGGACUGCCACACAUCUUUGUGUGGCAUGGAUUGGGGUCUGGAGAGUGGCUGCCCUUGACUAACAUGAGCAUGGUUUGUUUGCUAGUGAAACACCACUCCAAAGCAAGUUGUGUUGGGGCAAGAAAAUCUCUGAUGUUUCUCCUUUCCAACACAGAGGUAUUUUCUCAGUGUAAAUCCUCUGUAAGAAGAUGGCUAAGUAUCUGUUGAUAGCCUGACCAGCUCCAGUAGCAGCUCGACGGUCCCUUAGCACACUUCUUUCUUCUCUGUAUAGUUUACUGACCCCUGGCAUGAUCCCACCACUAUUCCAUGUGCACAGACACUGGUGCCUACCUAAGGCCUUGCCCCACACAUCAAUCAACUGCAGUUAAAUUAACCUUGUGAACACAGUAAAUGUCACGUUGUGGACAUGAGUUUGGUUUCAGAUGAAUUUAUUCUGGCUUAACUGUGCCCGUGCUCCAGAGGUGCUAGGCUGGUUUCACAAAGCACACGGGGACAACCUGGGAGUUUGCAACCACCUUUGAUUCCAUCUGUUUGCCAGCUACUCCGGCAUCUGCACACAAGGGAGAGAGCUUGGGCUCCUGUUCAGGCCCUUUCCCCUCGUGGUGCCUGUACCACUGAUGCUGGGUGGGUGCCCCUGGGCUCCCAGGUCCUCUGCAGAACCCCGAAUGGAUGUUUUGCUCUUCCUCAGCCUGUUGCUGCGCUCCGAGGGGCUGGGACCAUACUGAUAGUAACAGCAGAGCCAGCUGACGUUGACAGGUUAGCAGCACGUCCAUGAGCGCUGGGGUUGGUAUCUUUGUGAGGCCAGAGAACAGCCCUGGUUGCAGGGUGUGGUGAGCUGUGAUGCCGAGCACAGCCAGGAUCCCAUGAAAUGACAGUGAUUUGUAAGCCAUAACUGACCUGUCCCCUCCUGAAUUUACCUCCUCUAGCAAAUCUUGUCUUCAGAGUCACUGCGUGCUCCCUGCAGGUCAGUCCCUCUCUGGCUGGGGGCUUGAAGCCCUCCUGGAUUUCUGCAAAGCUUGAGGCAGAUUUGGCUGCCAACCUGUGCAGCUGGCCCUGCACCAUGCAUGCUGGUGCUCCGGGUUAUAAGGAGAAACAUUACCCUUUUCAUUUCUGGAGCUGCAAAUGUCUGGAAAGCAGGUUUAAAGUACACACUGAUGCCCUCUGUGCUAAAAGAAGUCAGGGAGCUACCACAGCAAAUUCAGAGGUGGGUUCCAGGUAGGGACAAAGGUGCUCCUGCUCCUAAACCAGAGGGGGCUGCAGGGUGAGAUCUCUGCUUUGGCGAGGGUACCGCUGGGCUGGUAUCAGCAUGGGGCUUGCCAGUAGCUGCUCUGCCUCUGGCUUGCCUCAUCUUGCCUCUGCCCUGAGCGCAAGUAGGUCUGACACGGGGUCGCCGGAGGAGGCAGGGGCUGACGUUUGCUCAGCACUUGGGUAAAUGGCUGCCACGGUGCAAGGCAGAGGCUCCCCGACCGUCGCCUGCAGCUGGUGUGAUGAGCUCUGCAGGACGCAGGGGUUUAGGCAAGGAGUCCAGGCUAACGGGAUGUGUGAAAACCAGUGUCAGCGGCACUGCUGUGCUACAGGUCUGGGCUGCUGCUUCUCUGGACAGGAAUUGGAGCUGGAAACGCAGAUAAUUUUGUAUAUCUCCUUUUAACGCGAUAGCAUGUGACUCUACACUCAGAUAUUGUAUCUGGCGCACCGACGUUGUUUUCCUUCCCCUCUGGCACAGUCUGACAAAGUCUUUUGGCCUGGAGACAGGACUUCUGCUCCUUGGUACUGCCUCCCUGGAAAUGCGACUGGGUCCCAAGGCUAAAAAUCUCUCUACAUAUCUUCUUUGCAUUCUUUAGGAAAGCAGCUGAAGAAUGUUUACACACUGCAAACAGAAUGUACGACUCCGACCGAGGAACCACAAUCCGGUUCAACUGCAUGGCAAAUUUCUUGGCCAUAAAAUCUGGCAUGCAUCACAGAGGCCCUGUCUGUGUACAGAUCCACCUGGCAUCCGUCAUAACUUCAGACCACAUCUUAAAAAAAAAAAAAAGAUGAUGCCAUUUCUUGUUCAUAUCAGACACAGUUGUCAUUAGAUUUGUUAUUAAAAGGGGAUUCUUGAUCAUGCCAUUAAAAGCCUGUCUACCUUUUCA
Messenger RNA from Grus americana (Whooping crane), 12254 nucleotides. It is a transcript of the gene TTBK1, whose product is annotated as tau tubulin kinase 1. Gene Ontology annotation, cellular component: cytoplasm; nucleus. The transcript has 17 exons. Lineage: Eukaryota; Metazoa; Chordata; Aves; Gruiformes; Gruidae. The record is from RefSeq and is a predicted model, not a curated record. Bases 508 to 4542 code for a protein of 1344 amino acids. Gene Ontology annotation, molecular function: protein serine/threonine kinase activity; ATP binding. Gene Ontology annotation, biological process: peptidyl-serine phosphorylation; signal transduction; peptidyl-tyrosine phosphorylation.